Tachysurus vachellii is the source of this 6718-nucleotide messenger RNA. Its product is annotated as deleted in malignant brain tumors 1 protein. The record is from RefSeq and is a predicted model, not a curated record. Lineage: Eukaryota; Metazoa; Chordata; Actinopteri; Siluriformes; Bagridae. Gene Ontology annotation, cellular component: membrane. Bases 1674 to 4901 code for a protein of 1075 amino acids. The transcript is spliced from 13 exons.
GGGGGCUCUGUUAUGAGAGCCAUGGGGGCUCUGUUAUGAGAGCCAUGAGGGCUCCCUCUGCUGGCCUGCAGAGGAAUUGCUGCACUUUAUCAUCAGGACUUUAAUUCCCACAAUCCAUUGCUCCACCCACUCAGCACACCUGUUUCCUGUUUGUAAUCACCUGGUCUAUUUAAGAUCACUCAGAACUCUCUUAUGACGCGAAGAACUGUUAGCCUGUCUGCAUACUGAGCGUAUUUCUCUGUUCCGUCUAUUGCCUUGUUUUGACCCUGCCUGUUUUUUGUGUUUGUGAUUGUUUACUACCUGCCCUGACCUACGCCUGGAUUAUUGACUACUGCUUUUGGAUUUCCUUUGUUGUUGCUGUUUGCCUGGUGUUUUGACCCUCGCCUGUCUUGGGAUUUUGAUAAUAAACCUGCACUUGGAUCUAACCGGUUUCACGCUCAUGACACUAACAUCCUGUUCCCUACAAUCCCCUUAUUUCCCAUCACCUUUUACCCAUAUGCCCAUUUACGGAUUUUCCUCCCCUUGGUUCCCAGGGCCCAGGUCUGGGAACCACGGUCUUCAUUCUAAAUAACAAUUUUGUUAUUAUUAAAAAUGUGCUCAAAAGAGCUUUACUUCCUGGUCAAUGUUACCUUUGCUUCUUAGUUUUUUCAUGACAGACGUCCUGAGGAUUAAUCCUUCAUUCAACUACAGUACAAUGAGUAAGUUUCUCCUUUGCUAUUUUCUUCUGUACAUGAUUUUUUACUGAUUAUAAGUCACUCUAUGAGUCUUGUUUAUGUCAAAAGUUAUUAUGUUAGAAGCUCUUAUUUAUUCAUCUUAUAUUGUUACUAUUGCUAAGCUAUUGCUGCUAUAAUGUUGUUUGUGUACUAAUGGAGUUCUCUGACUCCUUAAGCCUGCUAAACUUCUGAAUUUAUGAUCUCAGCCUGUCUUUGCCCAGGCUGGGCUUGCUUACGCAUAUCUCAAGCUUCAGUUCCUCUAUCUCUACUAAGUUAGUCCCCUUAUCUCCCCUUAUAUCCUUUGCCUCAGGGUCAGCCAAUUCAUCCUGGUCACACCAUCUGGUCCUUGCCUCAUCAUCCUCGUCCUUCCCCCUACCCAAGGCCAGUGCCUGUUGACGUCUACCUGGAUCUCCAGAUUACACUCCUACUUCGCACGUUUACUAAGUUUAUUUAUAAUAAACAUAUAAACAUUUCCUCUUUUAUCCACCCUCUGACUCAAGUGUGGUUAUUUUAUUCUCUAGUUAUAUAUUACCUUAAAAUUAUUACAAUAUCCUGGGGUUUAUUCCCAUGUGUCUUAUGACUCCAAUCAUAAUUCCCUUAAGGCAUCUCUCUCUCUCUCUCUCUCUCUCUCUCUCUCUCUCUCUCCCUCCCUCUCUCUCUCUCUCCCCUCUUCUUCCUCCAAUUCUGGCCCUGAAUCCCGUUUACACUUUUUCCUCUCCUGUCUACUGAGUUACUAUAAUAAACACUCCUUUAUCCACCCUCUGACUUCUGGUUAAUGUAAUCUCUAGUAUACAUUACUGUGAUAGUGUGUGUGUAUAUAGUAUUAUAAUAUAUAUUAUAACUAUAAUUUUCUUAUAUUCUCUUAAGGUUCCAGGAUUUUUCACAACAGUUCCUCGUGAGAGGAAAGCAGCAGUGAACAUUGUAAUUAGCAUCAAACUGAUUUACAUCUUAAGGACCAGGAUGAUGAAUCUUCACCUCACUUUAACGCUCGUCUGUGUUCUUAGAGCUUCUCUGCUGGCUGAUGGCGCUGACAUACGACUGACUGGCAACAACUCCUGCUCUGGUAGAGUGGAGAUCCUCAGAGAUGGUCAGUGGGGAACAGUGUGUGAUGACAGCUGGGACCUGAAAGAUGCAGAGGUGGUGUGUAGACAGACUAGAUGUGGUGAAGCUGUCACUGCUCAUCAAAGUGCCCACUUUGGUCAGGGAAGUGGUGAAAUAUGGCUGGAUGAUGUUCAGUGUUCUGGAAGUGAAAGCACCAUCACACAGUGCUCUCACAGAGGAUUUGGAGUAAACGACUGUAGCCAUAGUGAAGAUGCUGGUGUUACUUGCUCAGGUAGCAUACGACUCAUUGGUGGCAGUCACCCCUGCUCUGGUAGAGUGGAGAUCCUGUAUAAUGGUCAGUGGGGAACAGUGUGUGAUGACGACUGGGACCUGAAAGAUGCAGAGGUGGUGUGUACACAGAUUGGAUGUGGUAAAGCUGUCAAAGCUCAUCAAAGUGCCCACUUUGGUCAGGGAAGUGGUGUAAUAUGGCUGGAUGAUGUUCAGUGUUCUGGAAGUGAAAGCACCAUCACACAGUGCUCUCACAGAGGAUUUGGAGUAAACGACUGUAGCCAUAGUGAAGAUGCUGGUGUUACUUGCUCAGGUACUGGUACUAACAUACGGCUGACUGGUGGCUACAACUCCUGCUCUGGUAGAGUGGAGAUCCUGUAUAAUGGUCAGUGGGGAACAGUGUGUGAUGAGGACUGGGACCUGAAAGAUGCAGAGGUGGUGUGUAGACAGAUUGUAUGUGGUAAAGCUGUCACUGCUCGUCACGAUGCCCACUUUGGUCAGGGAAGUGGUGAAAUAUGGCUAGAUAAUGUUCAGUGUUCUGGAAGUGAAAGCACCAUCACACAGUGCACUCACAGAGGAUUUGGAGUAAACAACUGUGGCCAUAGUGAAGAUGCUGGUGUUACUUGCUCAGUUAACGUACGACUCACUGGUGGCAGUCACCCCUGCUCUGGUAGAGUGGAGAUCCUGUAUAAUGACCAGUGGGGAACAGUGUGUGAUGACGACUGGGACCUGAAUGAUGUAGAGGUGGUGUGUAGACAGACUGGAUGUGGUAAAGCUGUCACUGCACAUCAAGAUGCCCACUUUGGUCAGGGAAGUGGUGAAAUAUGGCUGGAUGUUGUUCAGUGUUCUGGAAAUGAAAGCACCAUCACACAGUGCACUCACAGAGGAUUUGGAGUAAACAACUGUAGCCAUAGUGAAGAUGCUGGUGUUACUUGCUCAGAUGGCGCUAACAUACGACUCACUAGUGGCAACAACUCCUGCUCUGGUAGAGUGGAGAUCCUGCAUAAUGGUCAGUGGGGAACAGUGUGUGAUGACGACUGGGACCUGAAAGAUGCAGAGGUGGUGUGUAGACAGACUAGAUGUGGUGAAGCUGUCACUGCUCAUCAAAGUGCCCACUUUGGUCAGGGAAGUGGUGUAAUAUGGCUGGAUGAUGUUAAGUGUUCUGGAAAUGAAAGCACCAUCACACAGUGCUCUCACAGAGGAUUUGGAGUAAACGACUGUAGCCAUAGUGAAGAUGCUGGUGUUACUUGCUCAGGUAGCAUACGACUCAUUGGUGGCAGUCACCCCUGCUCUGGUAGAGUGGAGAUCCUGUAUAAUGACAAGUGGGGAACAGUGUGUGAUGACGACUGGGACCUGAAAGAUGUAGAGGUGGUGUGUAGACAGAUUGGAUGUGGUAAAGCUGUCACUGCUCAUCAAAGUGCCCAAUUUGGUCAGGGAAGUGGUGAAAUAUGGCUGGAUGAUGUUAAGUGUUCUGGAAGUGAAAGCACCAUCACACAGUGCACUCACAGAGGAUUUGGAGUAAACGACUGUAGCCAUAGUGAAGAUGCUGGUGUUACUUGCUCAGUCCGAGAGAUCAGGCUGGUGAAUGGUCCGAGUAAAUGUUGUGGUCGAGUGGAGAUACAGCACAGAGCCCAGUGGGGAACAGUGUGUGAUGAUAACUGGGACUUAAAGGAUGCAGAGGUGGUGUGUAGACAGCUUGGAUGUGGUAACGUCACCAGCGCUCCUCGAAAGUCCCACUUUGGUCAGGGAAGUGAACCAACCUGGCUGGGUAAUGUUCAGUGUAAAGGAACUGAGAGCUACAUAGAUCACUGUUCACACAGUGGAUUUGGAGUAAAGAACUGUGGACAUGAUGAAGAUGCUGGUGUCGUUUGCUCAAACAUGCUGAGUCCAACACUGACUCGAAUCUCCCCAAACUCUGUGGUCUCACCUGGAGAAGUCCUGCAGUUCACAUGUUCCACACCCAGUCCAUCAUGCAUCUCUGUAGACUUCAGUUUGUAUAAAACUGGGACAUUGAUAAAGAAACAAACUGCAGAGACUACAACAACAUUUACUCUGACUGUAGAUGCCUCACAUCAGGGUCAGUACACCUGUGACUACUCGUACAGGGAAAGUGACGCCACAUCAUCCAGGAGCAACUUCGAUACCAUCACUGUGGUGAACUUGCAGCAGCCCAAUAUCUCAUUCAGUGCUGCUUAUAGAUGGUACCACUAUGGGCUUGAAGGAUCAGAAGUGAUAAAAGGCUAUGGCUUCUCCAUCAUCUGCUCCACUGAACCUCAGUAUACAGGAGGUUCCUUCUAUUUGGACUUCAGCAAAUCCAACAUCACCAGAACUCAGUCAGCUGUUAACCACUCGGCUGUCUUCCUUUUUCCUGAAGCAGAUUUUGAUCAUCAGGGAAACUACAGCUGUACUUAUGACGUUAAAGUGUCUUCACGUACCUUUACCUCCACUACCACAGAACCCCUUUUUGUUGCUGUUAAAGCAUCACUGAUGCCAUACAUUGGUAUGGGAGUAACAGCAGGACUGCUUCUCAUCUUAGUUCCAGUCAUCAUUUGCUUUGUGAAGACAAAGAAAAGAUUGAAAUUUCAGAGUGACACAAAGAGUGAUUCACAGCGUGUUAAAAACACAUAUGAGUGUCACCAAGCAGAGAAAGAUGACGAAGAUGCUUAUGAAAACAUAGAAACCAUUUUCUACCAGAAGGAUGAUUCAGAGGACUCGGAUAACGACUACCUUAAUGUCGAGGCUGCUGAACAAGGAAGUGAUGCAGAUGAUGACUAUAUUAAUGUUGAUGCUGAGGAACAAAGUAAUGACCUGGACAAUGACUAUGAGGAUGCAGACAUUUAUGCAAACUGUGCAGAGUAAUGCGGAUAACUAAAUGAUUAUCCAAAACCCCAUUUGUUUUCUAUAAAGUGGUGCAGGUACAGGUGCAAGUACAGGUAGCAAACAAAACAGGGACAUAAUCCAAGGGCAAAGUCAAGAUUCAGUCAAGGGUCUGGCAACGAACAAAUCAUUUUCACCAGAAACUACACCAAAGUGCCAAAUAACUGGGCCAAAUAAUAAGUACUGAGUUCUUAUCCAGACGCUGUAUUACAUGCAAAAAAGGUGCUGCAUCAAUGUAUUAGUUAAGGGGUGUGUACAUUUAUGCAAACAAGUUAUUAUAAAUUUACUCUUAGGCCAUCCUUAAAAAUAUUCUUGUUUGCCAUAACCCGACCGACCCUGACAAUUUAGGACCGACUCAAAUUUUUUUUUUUCUGCUUUAAGUCCGACUGACUUGCCAGUUGUAAAUUUGCUUUAAUUUGCUUUAGGACCGACCAAUUUUUUUUUUACUCUUCAAACAACUAAUACAAAAGCAAUAAAAUAAUGUUAAUUAUAUUUUAAUAAGUACUGUAAAUAUAUAAAUUGCCUAGGCCUACAUACAAACGCAAUGAUGCGCCUGAAGGCACGGGUUGAAGACCCAGCCAGUGACGUCACGAUAUGCAAAUUUGUUUAAAGUCAUACCCACGUAAUCACCAUCACCAAAAUUACAUUGAAACUUGAAAAAAAAAUAUCGACCUACCUACCGACCCUUUUUUUUUUUUCCUGUUACUGCAAACCAAAAUAUUUUUAAGGAUGGCCUUCUUUUUUUUUUUACAUAAAACCUUUCUAUUUGUUUCUCACUUGAAUUGUGUCACAUAAAAGGAGGAAAAGAUGUGACGAGUUAUCUUGUUAUGAAUAUCUUGUUUUAUCACUGUCACCUUUAACUGUAACAGAAGUGUUUACACUUUUAUAUCUACUAUAUUAGGACUAUAUGGUCAGGGCUCCAUCAUUGUACAGGGCCUCAGACAAUGACACAGGGUCGUAUACACCAAUAUCUCUGCUCUUCUGGCAGGUUGAAGUUGUUUAAUGUUCAUGCACGGACUGUGUUGCACAGGCAAUGUUUGGAACUUGAUAUACACGAAUGUACAUUUGUUAACGUGUCCUCAUGUUCUAGAAACUGCUAUGCAGUAGAAGGUUUAUAUUGGAAUGAUUGAUUGCAUAGGUUGUGGCAAUCCCAAGUGUGUGUGUUAGUUAAUGAAGCUAUUGGGGGCGGGAACAAGAAGACACUGGAAAAAAGGAGAAGCGGGAAAAACUGAAGGAUGCGAUGUGUCUGAGAGAGAUGUCGUUUAUGAGUUUGAGUUUAAGUAUUCACUGACUGUUUCCUGAGAAUUAUGUUAAGGAACAGACCGUGUGACACGCUAGCGGACAGCUCGUUUUCUUAGCAAGCUACUUAAGCUACACGGAUGCUAAUCGCUAUGAUAAUAUGUUAAUGUUAGCAUGAUUGACGGAUAUUUUAUGAAGUCUUUUUCCCCCUCCAUGAAUACUGAGGUAAACUACUUUUUAAGGUGCGAGAUAAAAACAAACAACAAUCGUCAUGCAAAUUUCAUGUCAAUGGAUUAUUCUCACGUGUCUCAACAUAGAGUGCACUAGUGUUUAUUUUGAGUAAACACUACUGAACAGUUGGGUUAUCUUUUUAUUCUUUUUAAUUCUUAAAAAAUAUUUAAUUGGUUUUUGAAUGUAAUUGAUUCUUUUUCUGUGCAAUUGUCAAUAUUAGCUAAUAUGGGUUCUUUCUAAUAAUUUAAUAAUUUAAAGCUUAUUAUUUUGCAAUAACCUUUACUGCACAAUUUGAUUUUGAUAAUUCAAAGUAAGUCUUAACAUUUGAA